AUGUAUAGGCAGAUCGUCGUUGAUCCGCGUGACACAGAUUAUCAACGCAUAUUAUGGGUGGAUACCGAGACGGAGCGCAUGCAAGAUUAUAAGCUCUUGACCGUGACGUACGGUAUGGCGUCGGCGCCGUUUUUGGCGUUACGAGUGCUGCGCCAACUGGUCCGCGAUGAAGGGCAUUCCUAUCCGUUAGCCGUGUCCGUCCUGACGGAUAACAUUUAUGUUGACGACGUCUUGUUCGGCGCCGACGAUAUCCCUCUGUUUCGGCAGGCGCGCGAGCAAUGGUCCAGUAACUCGUCGGCUCUUCUGAGCGACAUUGAUGACAGCGAUCACGGUUUGGCCUGCAGCAAGGACCUUCAACCAGGCGAAAAGGUUAAAGUCCUCGGGAUAUGCUGGCACCCCGCUCAGGACGUGUUUCAGUUCCGCAUUUCCUGCCCUCCCUCUGUCUCGAUAACGAAGAGAUCGAUUCUCUCGAAUAUCGCGCAAAUAUUCAAUCCGUUGGGGUGGAGUGCUCUGGUCACAAUAACGGCAAAAAUCUUUCUUCAGCGACUGUGGCAAUCACAGCUCGACUGGGAUGACCAAUUUCCCACCGAUCUCGCUGAUGAGUGGGAAGUUAUUCGGGCGUCACUCCUGUCACUUGAUGGCCUUCAGCUCGAUCAAUGGGUUCGACGCGGAUCGGAUACGACGGCCUGCGAGCUGCACGGGUUCGCGGACGCGUUCUCUCAGGCGUAUGCAGCCGUGGUUUAUCUGAGGCUUCUUUCGAUCUCCGGAGAGGUCUCCUCGAUGCUCCUCGUCGGAAAGUCUAGGGUCGCGCCCGUUAAGUCACUGAGCAUUCCGCUGUUGGAGCUCGCAGCAGCAGUACUGCUCUCCAGAUUAAUGGAGUUCGUGAUCACGUCCCUCCACCUUUCCGAGGUUCCGUGUUACUGCUGGACGAACUCCACGGUCGUCCUUGCGUGGGUUACGCAACAUCCGUCAAGGUGGCGAACGUUCGUGGCAAAUCGCGUCGCGGAAAUUCAGACCCGACUUCCCUCCGCUUCGUGGCGACACGUGCCCACCAUCGACAACCCCGCCGACUGCGCGUCUCGCGGAAUUUUCGGGCAUCAGCUCGCAUCCCAUCCGUUGUGGUGGCAUGGUCCAUUGUGGCUUAGGCUUCCGAUCUCCGACUGGCCGGUGACUGUCGACCCUCACCCUGAGACCUCAAUGGAACAAAAUGUAAAGACGCAGGUUCUCGUCGCGAUGCCGAGAGACCCUGUCUUGUGGGACCUCGCCGCGCGCCACUCGUCGUGGCCGAAGCUAAUGCGCAUUACCGCUUACGUUAUGCGAUUUAUCUCGCGUACUCGCGGACGUAUUACUUUGCCGGCUGGGCGCGUCGAGAGUCCCUCAUCCUUGACGGUUUACGAAAUUCAACGCGCGACGAACUUUUGGGUAAAAACCAUUCAAGCGGAGCUAUUCGCGCGCGAGCUGACCGCGCUUCGAAGAGGAGACGCGCUCUCGUCAAAAAGCGUACUGUUGCCUCUCGCGCCGUAUUUGGACGAAGAUCAAAUAAUUCGUGUUGGUGGGCGGUUGUCGCGGGCGCCCAUCCCGGCUCACGUCAAACAUCCGAUCGUUCUCGCGUCCCAUCCUCUCGUCCAGCUCCUCAUACAGGAUAUUCACAGGCGAUAUCUCCAUGCCGGCAUCCAGCUUACUCUGGCUACGCUGCGGCGAAGCCGUCUGGGCCAUGAUGUGUGGUAUACAGACGGUUCAGGGAACAAUGGUCGCUUUGGUGCGGGCAUAUAUGCCCCAAAGAAUAACUUUAGAUUGAGCAUUCCUAUGGGUGGAAUGGCCACGGUUUUUCAGGCUGAGAUCUUGGCCAUCCUGGAAUGCGUCAAAUCUAUAACCAUAACAGGAACUGGCAACAAGGGUAUAACUAUUUGCACCGACAGCCAAGCUGCCCUUGGCGCUCUUGCAAAGCCCACCACGGAAUCCUCCCUGGUAUGGGACUGUAUGCAAGCACUAAAUCAUCUCGGGGAACACAACAAGGUUACCCUGAUGUGGGUACCGGGUCAUCAUGGAGUUCGAGGCAAUGAGGAGGCGGAUGGCCUAGCAAAAGCGAACACCCUCGAGGACCCUGCUGAGCAGAUUGUCGGCGUCCCAUAUAUGCCUUGGGCAGAAACACCAUCAUCAAACAGCUUGAUCAGAGGCACCGUUUUUUGUGGAAGGAAAGGCGAAGCUGUAGGCAGGCUAAAAUGA
Molecule: messenger RNA, 2226 nt
Organism: Nylanderia fulva
Lineage: Eukaryota; Metazoa; Arthropoda; Insecta; Hymenoptera; Formicidae
Source: RefSeq, a predicted model, not a curated record